AUGGACCUCUCAUCUAUUUUGAUCCACGGUGAAGAGACAGAAAACAAACGGCAACCCAUGUUGCCCACGAAUGGAGCAAGUUCAAGCCAUUCAAUUAAGGGCAAAGACGUAGUAGCUGUAGUGCCAGACGAGGGUGCUGAAUUCCGAAAUCCAUUUUCGCAAGAAGUAAUCUCUUUGACGAGGCGUCGUAUUGAAGACAUGUUGAGAAAUAGCGAAAAAAUAAGAAAUUCAGUCCAAUUCUUCUCCGCCAUGCGACUUCCUAAUACGAUCAGCAGUAUCAGUUCAAGGUAUAUGAUACCUGAGAUUGUAUCAAUCGGUCCUGUCAAUAGCAAGAAAAGCGACCAUCUGCUUCAGUUCGAAGAUUACAAAUGGUUCUUUCUUGAUAAGUUCCUUCGCCGGUGUGAGAAGGACCACAGAGACCUGGGCAGCCUUAUUUUGGAAAUGCAGAGUUUAGAAGCUCGUACUAGAGAUAUUUACUCAGAUUAUAAGCAGAUCUACGAGAUGCCAAGUGAAGAUUUGAUUCAGAUGAUGUUGCUUGAUGGCUCCUUUCUGAUUGAGCUCUUGUGCUAUCUCAGCCGAGACGAAAUUCCCAAUGAUCCCAUUCUCGUUCAGCCAUUCUUGAUUCCCGUUCUUGCCAGGAUGUUCUUAAACUUGAGAACCAACUUCCUUUGUUCGUUCUCACGUCAUUGUUCGAUCAACCUGACGAUAAAUUUAAGAAGCUUGCCUUGGAAUUCUUCAAUCUUUCCUGGACAGCUGUCAGUCAACCAUGGCAACGAUCAGACGUACGCAUCAACACAUUCGAUGCAUUGCGUAACGGAACUGAAGCUAUCAGGAAUCAAGUUCACGCAAAGAAAAACACCUGAAACCUUUCUGGAUAUAAAAUUCAAGAACCGGGUUCUCCAAAUUCCAGCUAUCACAUUCAACGAAAUGAUGAAGACUGUGCUGAUAAAUUGUGUGGCCUUAGAACAGUCUCGAGAACGCCACAUCAAAUACAUUGCAGAUUUCUCCAAUGAUCUUGGAAGAAACACGCAGUGUGUCAGAGGCAGUUAUCUUUCUGAUGAAAUUAAGAAUGUUGAGGCCUAUUACAAUAACGACCGGACAAGUUUACCGCGCAAUUAUUUCACUACUAAAUGGAGAGUCCUCCAUGUCUUUGCUGCCUCUUUCCUCUUGAAAUGUCCAUAUGUGCUUGUUCAAGAUAACUACCUGGAGUCUGUGUCUGUAUCCAUUGCUUAUACUGGGACAGAGACAUUAUGA
Molecule: messenger RNA, 1254 nt
Organism: Mangifera indica (mango)
Lineage: Eukaryota; Viridiplantae; Streptophyta; Magnoliopsida; Sapindales; Anacardiaceae
Exons: 4
Coding region: 1-1254 (417 amino acids)
Source: RefSeq, a predicted model, not a curated record